Molecule: messenger RNA, 444 nt
Organism: Lentinula edodes (shiitake mushroom)
Lineage: Eukaryota; Fungi; Basidiomycota; Agaricomycetes; Agaricales; Omphalotaceae
Exons: 2
Coding region: 1-444 (147 amino acids)
Source: RefSeq, a predicted model, not a curated record
AUGCGCUUGAAUCUUACCUAUGUUGUUGUCGUCGUUGCUGGUAUCGGACUUAGUGUCAUAUCUUCUGUGAAGGCAGCCCCUGUGCCGACAGUCUUUGUCAAGUUCCGUGAACCUUGGGGCAUCGAUUCCGGGACACCGAGCGCACCAAAGGAGGUUAAAGCUGAACUGCAAAAGCUUGUAGAAUCUUAUGCGGAAUUCUUGACGAUUAAACCCAGGGACUGCCCCGUGGUGCAGUUGGAAAACACAUUCAUAAGUCAAAGGGCAAAUGGUCCACAUAAUUAUGAAGUCGACUUCCAUGGGAUGGGCGAGUGCAAGGAGAAGGGUGACUGCACUGUAGGUUUUGUGGGGGGUCUGCCAUCUAUUAACAAGGGGUACCACGUUAUAUUCCCAAAACAUCUCUUUGCCAGUGGCACGUACGAACCCAACCCGCACGCGAUACGGUAA